This is a messenger RNA of Microthlaspi erraticum, 1515 nucleotides long. NCBI's taxonomy places the organism in Eukaryota, Viridiplantae, Streptophyta, Magnoliopsida, Brassicales, Brassicaceae. The record is from the annotation of a GenBank genome assembly.
AUGAAGGAGCCGUCGAUGGAGAGAGAGAACGGAGCAUCGGCUUUAACCGCGGCGGCGACGGAGAUGGUUUCUCCUCCUCCGAUGACGAAUUCGCCGCGUCAAGCGUUGGUCGAGAGAUUGAAAGAUUAUGGACAAGAAGAUAUCUUCGCUCUCUGGGAUGAGCUCUCCCCAGACGAACGAGAUUUCCUCGUCAGAGAUAUCGAGAAUUUGGAUCUUCCAAGAAUAGAUCGGAUCAUCAGAUGCUCACUUCACUCUCAAGGCUUGCCAGUGGCGGCGAUAGAGCCAGUGCCGGAGAAUUGGGUAUCAACAGUUGAUGGAAGAACAAUGGAAGACAGAGAGAAAUGGUGGAAAAUGGGAUUAAAGACAAUCUAUGAAGGAAAAUUAGGAGUGGUGCUUUUAUCUGGUGGACAGGGAACAAGGCUUGGAAGUUCAGAUCCAAAAGGAUGUUUCAAUAUCGGACUUCCAUCAGGGAAGUCGCUCUUUCAGAUUCAAGCAGAGAGAAUCUUGUGUGUUCAAAGACUUGCUGCUCAAGUAAUGAGUGAAGGUCCAGUUCGACCGGUUACAAUACACUGGUAUAUUAUGACUAGUCCAUUUACUGACGAGGCCACACGAAAAUAUUUCUCGAGUCACAAGUACUUUGGCCUUGAACCAGAUCAGAUCAGUUUUUUCCAACAAGGUACUCUGCCUUGCGUUUCAAAGGAUGGAAAGUUUAUCAUGGAGACACCUUUCAGUCUAGCUAAAGCUCCAGAUGGGAAUGGAGGAGUCUACGCAGCUCUAAAGUCUUCAAGGUUAUUAGAGGAUAUGGCUUCUAGAGGGAUUAAAUACGUUGAUUGCUAUGGCGUUGACAAUGUCCUGGUUCGAGUAGCUGACCCUACUUUUCUUGGAUACUUUAUCGACAAAGGAGCUGCUUCAGCUGCAAAAGUUGUACGGAAGGCAUAUCCUCAAGAACAGGUUGGAGUAUUUGUUAGAAGAGGAAAAGGUGGACCGUUGACUGUAGUUGAGUACAGUGAGCUAGAUCAGUCAAUGGCUUCUGCUAUUAAUCAACGAACAGGACGUCUUCUAUAUUGCUGGAGUAACGUGUGCUUACACAUGUUCACUCUAGAUUUUCUUAAUCAAGUAGCGACCGGCCUAGAAAAAGACAGCGUGUACCAUUUGGCAGAGAAGAAGAUACCAUCUAUGAAUGGUUACACAAUGGGGUUGAAACUAGAGCAGUUUAUUUUCGACUCGUUUCCUUAUGCUCCUUCAACCGCACUCUUUGAGGUGUUAAGAGAAGAAGAGUUUGGACCGGUGAAGAAUGCAAAUGGGUCCAAUUUCGAUACACCGGAAAGUGCGAGGCUUUCGGUUUUGAGGCUACACACACGUUGGGUUAUAGCAGCUGGUGGAUUUCUAACACAUUCUGUGCCUUUAUACGCAACUGGUGUUGAGGUUUCACCGUUGUGCUCGUACGCUGGAGAAAAUCUUGAAGCUAUUUGUCGUGGAAGAACGUUUCAUGCACCUUGUGAGAUUUCCCUCUAA